CUCGUCUUGCUGAUGCUGCCCAACACACCCGCAGACCUCCCGGUGCUCCCUCUGACAGGUUAACGGCUCACACACCGGCACGACCGAAGAACAACAGCGGACACACGGUGAGUUCACCGGACACCUUCACCCAUCACGGAGGUUUCACGGUUCGUGUGACCAACUGUCCCCGAACCUUGGGCGGAGAACGUCACGGUGGCUGCUCUGUCGUUUCGUUCCCAGUGAUCACGGAGACUGACACAGGCAAACCGCCGCAUGUUUCCUGUUAUUUGAGCUCCGGGUGAAACGGGCGGCUGGAGUCGUGCAGCAGGAGACGCUCUCCAUCCCCACCAGUGACACCAGGCUUUCAGGGUGAGACUGCAGACUCUUUAACCAGGAAACUGAUCCAUGUUGGAGUGGUGAGUUCCUGUGCAACCUGGUCCAGCUUUCGGGGGUCAGGAGCUAGUUAAGACUUGACCCGGGAUCUGGCUGCGGUCUCAUAAUAAUCCUCUAAAGAGCUUAAGCGGGCUAAGUUUGUCCCUGGACUGUGACAGGUGGUGUGCUCACCAUGAUGCAGAUAUCUGACUCCUACAACCAGAAGAACUCGCUCUUCAACGCCAUGAACCGCUUCAUUGGCGCCGUCAACAACAUGGACCAGACGGUGAUGGUGCCCAGCCUGCUGCGGGACGUUCCGCUGGACGAGAACGGGGACGUGAAGGCACUGAGGACCGCCAACGACACCACACCCGCCGCCGCCGCCCACUGCACCACCUACUUCCACCAGGACGCCGACAUGUACAGCUCGUACGUCCUGCUCAAGUCCAUCCGUAACGAUAUCGAGUGGGGCGUCCUGCAGGGUGACGGGCGGGGGAAGGAGAGGGCGGGUGUGACGGAGGUGUCGCGGGUGGAGGCGGAGGAGGAUGACCUGGAGAAACAGUUUCGUUACCACCUGAACGGACUCCACACGGUUCUGUCCAAACUGACGCACAAGGCCAACAUGCUGACGAACCGCUACAAGGAGGAGAUCGGCUGCGGAAAUUAACCACGGACGGAUUCAUUUAUACAAGUUCUACGACCACACAGGUGUUUUUAACACGGUUCAGCUAGCUAGUUAGUUAGUCAGACAAUUUAAUUCCUGCUUCAGUGUUAUGGGGAACAAACUUCACUUUAUCAUUUCCAAUUCAGAGUUCAAGGUUCAUUAGUGAAAUUGAAGUGAUGCUGAAACACCACAAAAAAACAAAUCAUUUCCAUAAAUGAAACCUGAGCACCUACUUCCUGUUUCAACACAUCAACCUGUCUUGAUGUCACUGAUCCCCCAGACACAUGCACUUAAAUGAAGUCAUGGGUGAUAUUUGACCUGUUAUAUUCUUAUGUUUUAGAUUUUUUAGAGAGAAAAAUAGUUGUUAGUUUGAAGAGCCUGUGUCUGACCCUGCUACAGGUUGUAUGCUGGAUUUCACCAGUUGAGUUCAGACCAGGUCUGAUCCCCGGGGGGGGGGGGGGCGCACAGGACAACAGACAAACUGACGUCAGGACAUCUCGGCUUCUGCUGCUUCAGUUUGGACCACUCUUAUUUUAAUGUGUCUGUUUAUGGACGUGGCACAUUACAUCACUUCCUGAAGUGCCACUUUAAAUGUUAGAAAAUCUGAAUUCACUUUAUCAGUUUGUCAUGUGGGGUUGACUUUCUGACACUGAUAAGCAGCCGAUUACCAAAUAUUCAAUGUCAAAGUGUCCUUGAACGCACCUCCAAGGAGUUUUCUGAUCCGUUAGUUUCAGCUGCUUCACCAGACUGAUUCAAAACCAAACACUGAUUUUACUGGAUGAUCUCUGCAGCAAGUUUCAACUUAAUUAACAACAACAUUGAAAUGAUUUUUAGAGUUAAUGAACUAACAUUUGUAAAAACACCAGUGUGGUUUGUAAAAAAAAAAAAAAAAAAAAAAAAAAAAAAAAAGGGACUGCAGCUGUUGAUUGGACAAAAGACUGGAGAAAUAAGAAGAGCCUGAUAUUUUCUCUGGUUGUUUGUCCGAAUGUAGUUGUUGAAGACACACAGCGGGUGAUUGGCUUUUUUCUUGGGGCUGUUUGCACUAUGUUUUCAGGGUUAUUGUCUAUCUGUCUUUGUUUGUCCUCUCUCUGGCUGUCCUUCAUUUCAUGCUGUAAAUUCAAAUCUAUGCAAACACACCGAGGGCAACGUGCUCGGCUGUAAACCUCUGCACAGUGGAACCUGCUCUGUGACGAGACUGAAGAGGAAGCGGCUUCGUUAAUGUUUGUUCUUGACUGCACACGCACAAACUGAAGAGAAGUCCUUUAUUUUCAAAAUAAAACUCCCUGACCUGCUUCAAAUGUUCAUCUUAAAUGCAGCUGACAAACUUUAGACACAUGAUGACACUUCAAUGAUCUCUAAUCAAUACGAUUCCAGUGCAAAAUGAUCAAUACUAAAGUUGAUAUAUUGCUCAAGGUUGAAACCAGCCAAUCACAGGUUUAUUUUGGCCAUUGAGUUUAUUUGUUUACAGAGAUUUCUGAGCGAAUCUUAAUUGGAUGUUAAAGUGUCUGUCAGGCUGCAACUCAUUCAAAACCUCAGCUGGAUUUUCCUGAAUUUAUUUUCUUGCAUCAAAACAUGAACGUGAUUAUUGACAGAUGUUGUUUCUGUUGGGAUGAAGACAAACCAGAGUUUAACGAAACCGUCUUUAAAGGAUCUGAAGGUUUGAAGCAGCAGCUUUAGUCACUGUGCUUCACAACUCUGUAAAAACUGAAGGAUUUCUGGAGCUGCGUAAAAAUACUGUAUGUGAAAAUAUUAAUGGACUAUUCCACAGAGCAAUGCUUUUUUCCAUUUAAUGUCCAGCUUGAAAAUUAAAGGUUUU
Seriola dumerili (greater amberjack) is the source of this 2834-nucleotide messenger RNA. Its product is annotated as mid1-interacting protein 1-B-like. NCBI's taxonomy places the organism in Eukaryota, Metazoa, Chordata, Actinopteri, Carangiformes, Carangidae. The coding region runs from base 548 to 1021 and encodes 157 amino acids. The transcript has 2 exons. Gene Ontology annotation, cellular component: cytosol. The record is from RefSeq and is a predicted model, not a curated record. Gene Ontology annotation, biological process: regulation of lipid biosynthetic process.